This is a messenger RNA of Zingiber officinale, 1234 nucleotides long. Its product is annotated as E3 ubiquitin-protein ligase ATL6-like. Gene Ontology annotation, molecular function: zinc ion binding. The transcript has a single exon. Bases 116 to 1105 code for a protein of 329 amino acids. NCBI's taxonomy places the organism in Eukaryota, Viridiplantae, Streptophyta, Magnoliopsida, Zingiberales, Zingiberaceae. The record is from RefSeq and is a predicted model, not a curated record.
UGUGUUUUUUGACCUUUUUAUUUACUUCUCGGCCUCUAAUCGGUUUCAGCAAUGUCGCCGGCGGCGAUCCACCGCCGUCUUCCACCUGCGGCGCUCUUGCUGUUGCUACUCUUCGAUGGCUCCGCCGCCCAGUCCUCUUCCAACACUCCCAACAACGGCAACUUGUACGGUGACUACUGACUACAACCUCCCCGUCAACCCCGUCAUCGUCGCCCUCGUCAUCGCCUUUAUCUGCGGCUUCUUCUUCCUGGGCUUCUUCUCUGUCUACCUCCGUCGCUGCGGAGGUCGAUCCUCCGGGCAGCUCCCCUCCUCUACAGCCGCCUCUGCCCCUGGGGAACGCGCAUCUCGUCUCGGGCUUGACCCGGCCGUGCUCGACUCUUUCCCCACGAUGUCCUACUCGGAGGCGAAGGCUCACCGACGGGGGAAGGGCGGCGCGCUCGAGUGCGCCGUCUGCCUCUCCGAGUUCGCGAGCGACGACACGCUCCGCCUCCUCAACCCCUGUUUCCACGUCUUCCACGUCGAUUGCAUCGACACCUGGCUCGAUACCCACGUCACCUGUCCGGUUUGCCGGGCAAACCUGGCAGCGCCGGAGAUCUACGCCGGCGAGGCUCCACCGGUCAGGCCGGUGGGGGAGGGGGAGCUGGACUUGGAGGCCGGUCAAUGUCAUCCUAUCGAGUACCGGAGAUGGCACUCGACGGGCCACGAGGGGGAAGAAGUGGACCGACACCGAUUGCAUCUGCCGGAGCAGGUGAGAAGGGAGAUCUUCUCGGCGGCAGCGGUGGAGCUCCGGCGGGCGUCGAGUGUGGCAGAGAUGCGUCCUCCGCUGAACAGAGAAGGGAGCGAAAGGAGGGGAGGAGGGCGGAGCGGGCGGUGGGGAUUCCUACUGCGGUCGUUCUCGGGUCGGCGUAGGCCGGACGCGACGCCGGCGGAGUGGUCCGGCAAACGGGUCUCCCCUUCACCGGAAGCUUCAUUCGAUAUCGGAGCCGGAGGGAAGAAAUCCGAAUCCGCCAGUGCAAAAGUUGAAACAGAGUCCAAAUCCACGAAGGAGGCAGAAGCGGAGGCGGAGCCAUCGUCCGUCCAGUCCACGGCAACAGAUCGGGUUUAAAAAAUCAUGUGUCGUAACUCCCCAUUUCGAUUUUUUUUUAAAAAAAAAAAAUCGGCCGAAUGUCGUGUAAAUAGAAAGUGUUUGCCUUUGAUUUUGACAUAAAAUAUUUAUAUUAUUUGGGUUGAAAAA